GGGCUCUGGUACGGUGUGGUUUAUUUUUACACAUUUGUUAUUUAAAACGAAAUAAAGAAAAUUAAUUAAAAUUAAGUGUUGUGUGUUGUAUUUUAGAAAUAUUACAAUAAAUUUAAAUUCUUUAUACAAGACUUUUUGUUAAAUAUAAGUGAAAAAAUGGCUACGUUACCGCCACGUAAAAAUCCCACACCAACUCGUAUAUCUAAACAACAUUUAACGCCUCUACAAACUUUACUACAAAUGGGCUUCCAAAAACACAGAGCAGAAAAGGCUUUAGCAUCUACUGGUAAUCGUGGUGUACAAAUUGCCUCCGAUUGGCUUUUGGCUCAUGUUAACGAUAAUACCUUAGAUGAGUGUACACCGCGUGAAUAUAUUUUAUAUGCCUGUCCAACAGGACCAUUUCUACAACAACUAGAAGAAUUUUGGACAAAAUCCAGACAAGUGUGCGGCUGGAAUGGAGCCCACAACUAUGUGCCACAUAUUACUUUAGUAUCUUUUUUUAAGGCUCCCGAUGAAUGUUCCCUGCAGCUGUCCAAGGCUUUAAAACAAGUAGUGGAUAUGACCGGAGCAUUGCUAGAUCGCCCCAUUAAACUGGAAUUAUAUAUGAGUCAAAAUUUUAUGGGCUUUUUUGUGGCCGAAGAUGAUGCUAAUUAUUUAAAACGUUUGGCUUUGCAAUACGUUAAGGAAGUUUCUAACUCAAUAAUUAGUGAUACUUAUGAGCAACUUGAUGCCAUUGUGGCUUGUUUUCCCUGGUGUGGUGCUGUCUCAUCGGGUAAUCGUUGUAUACCACGUAGCAGUCGCUGUAACGAUUCAUUGGAACCACAUGUGAAAUCAUUGCACCUGACUUUAGCCUAUCAAUUUCCGCAGACUCAAUUUAAUGCUCUAAAAACUUUAGUGGAAUCACUAGAUGCGUCAUGUGCCUCCAAUUGGGAGCUACGUUUAUAUUCGCGUGAUCCCAGAUUAGCUACAAAACAAGUACAUAAAGUUGUUUAUCCUCACAGUCCUCACGAAAUUGAUGAGUUGGAACUACGUAUUGGAGAUUAUAUUUAUUUGAAUAGUGACGCUGUUGAUAAUUCAUCAGACGGCUGGGCUGAGGGUAUAUCUUGGUUAACCGGUGCCCAUGGUCACUUGCCUGUUAAUUAUACCGAACGUACGGCUGAAUCGGAUGCUUGGACUUUACAUCGUGUUGUGCAAUUGUCAAAAUCAAUAACACCUUCAUUAACUUCAGCCGAAGAGUGUGAUAUGGUCGAUGGUCGUAGCAUUUCAACAGAAACAGAAGAACAAACAUCACGUCAUCAUCGCGAUUUGCCACACAAUCUAAUUGAGGGUUCCUCUUUUAAUGAGGAUUCAGAACAGAGUGUUGAGAAAUAUUUACGCAAAACCUUAAAACCCUGUUUGGAUUUACAUUCCCUGAAUAAUCACAACAAUCCCAAUCAACAACAAUCUACACCUCUUAUUGAAAUUACACCGAAUAGCAUGUCUACUCCCAAUGCUAGUGACAUUAAAGUGGAGCCUAUACCGGUGGCUCCUCCCAAGGCCGAUGAUACAUUGAGUCAACAUUCGGCCGAAAAUUCUUUAUCAAUAUCAUCGAAAAAUCGUCGUGUUUAUAUUAUGCGUCAUGGCGAAAGGGUCGAUUACUUUGGCGCUUGGAUACCAUAUUGUUUUGAUGAGUUCAAUAAUUAUAUGCGUAAAGAUUUGAAUAUGCCGAAAACACUGCCAAAAAGAAAUAAUUGUCCCGAUGGUUGGCAAAAUGAUUCGCCCCUAACUAAUAUUGGUUUGCAUCAAGCCAGUUUAAUAGGUGAGGCAUUAUAUGAUGCUCGCGUACAAAUUGAUAAUGUUUAUUGCUCACCGGCAUAUCGUUGUAUUCAAACUUGUACCAGUGCUUUAGAAGGUCUCAAACUAACCGGAAAACAUAGAAUAAAAUUAGAACCUGGUCUAUUUGAGUGGAUGGCUUGGUAUCCUGAAGGUGUACCCGAUUGGCUUAACAAAGAGGAAUUAAGAGAAGCUAAUUAUAUAAUAGAUAAUGAAUAUCAACCGUUUGUAACUGUUAAUAAACUAAAUGGGUAUAAAGAGACAACAGAAGAUUUUUAUACACGUAACUAUGAAGUUUUGAAGAAAAUUAUUGAAUCAACAAGUGGCAAUAUCUUAAUUGUAGCCCAUGCCACUACCCUUGACACCUGCACCCGCCAACUGAUUGGUGAGGCUCCCCGCAACACCAAUGAAUUGCGUCAUGUUAUACACAAAAUACCAUAUUGUAGUUUAGCCAAUGUUGAGGAAAUUGAUGGCCAAUGGAAACUAGUUGAACCGGAAUGUUUACCCGUUACACAUUCUAAAAAUCCUCGCUUUGAAUGGAAUGCUUUGACUGCCACAUAGUGCAAGUGCUUCGAGGAGUUUAUCAAUAAACUUUCUUCUUCUUAAGUAAAUAAAUCAAUCUAAAAUCUAAAUACAACCUACUCAAAUACAUGAGAAUAUAUAAUAUUGCUUCUUAUUUAUUGUUAUUAACUUUACACGUACUUUUUUGUUGCUUUUAUUUUUUUGCCUGUUUUAUAUAUUUUAUUUUUUCAGUUGUUGUUUGGAUUUUAUGUACAACAAAAAACAAGAACAAUUAUGUUAUACCAUUUGCAAAUAAAGUAAAGAGGUGGGAUGAACAAUCUUUUGUAAAAAAUUGUGUGUUUUAAUUAGAUAUCUUAAUAUCGAUGGGAAAAUUUUAGAUAUUUUUAGUUAUUUGGAGACGAAUUUUACAGAAACAGAAAAAAUAUUGGAACUACUUUGGCUUUUUAAUGGUUUUUACAAGUUAAAUAUAAAAUUUUACAAGUUCAUCGCUUCAUCGCUUUACUUUAGUUUGCACAAUUCUUAAGGUUGUUUUAUAAAAUACUAUUUUAAGCAAUUUUAUUUACUUAUAUAAAUACAUUUAAGUUGUCUUUAGAAUACAGAACCAGAAAGAAACAAACAA
This is a messenger RNA of Lucilia sericata (common green bottle fly), 2953 nucleotides long. Its product is annotated as protein UBASH3A homolog. NCBI's taxonomy places the organism in Eukaryota, Metazoa, Arthropoda, Insecta, Diptera, Calliphoridae. The record is from RefSeq and is a predicted model, not a curated record. Gene Ontology annotation, molecular function: protein binding.